AUGCUCUUCCGUGCGGAGCAUGUCGGAGCCUACGAGCCCCAAGAGCCGUCAGAUCCGCCCCCGAUCAGCUCGAAGCAUCUCGCCGUUCUCCGCCCCGCGAGCACCUUUUCCAUGAGUGGAAGUGCUCAAACAAAAGCGCACGGCGUGGUCAUCAGCGCUAUGCCACUUUCCUCGCCCACGCCACCGGGCCUAUCAAGCGGGUCUUCGUCGCCUUCCAUCUCAUCGGUGGAUACCGCUGAAGGCCGUGUCGAGAUGGACGGUCUGGCGCCUGUUAUCACUGCCCGAGGACCGGUUGGAUCGCGAGCUGGAGAUUCGUCUUCGUCUUCGUCGUGGAAUACUGCCGCGCAGGCUCUUGAUGGCGUCGAUGGGCACGGUCGAAUGUAUGUGUGUCUUUUCCACUUGCUGGAUUGUCAUGAUUCCUUCGACGAUGAAAGCGAGUGGCGCACGCAUGUACUCAGUCACUUCCGCUCUCACCCGCCACCGUCGACGGCGCGGUGCCCGCUGUGUCCGGAUACGAACUUUGUGGAUGGGGACGCUGACUCGAUGACGCCUGUGGAGAGAGUGCUCGAGGAUCGAUCCAGAGAUCACGACCGUACUUCGAGGGAUGAUACCGAAGACCCUCCGGCUUGGGACCGCAUGCUCGACCACGUCGCGGUGGAACACUAUCAGCAAGGGCAGACGCUAGCGGGUAGCAGGCCGGAUUUUGAACUGAUGCGGUACCUAUAUGGCCGACGGGUCAUCUCUGAUGCUCAGUUCAAGGCUAUGCAACUUGCCCCGGCGCCGUCGAGCCCAGCAUAUCAUCGUUCGCAGGAUGGUGUGCGCGCUAGUAUCGGGUCAUCGGACGAGCCAUACUGCGCACCGUAUAGUCGUAGGAGAGAAGAGAGGAUCAGAGGGCAGCAGAGGGGGGUUUGCCUUGUUUGA
Messenger RNA from Penicillium maclennaniae, 921 nucleotides. RefSeq lists its product as uncharacterized. The coding region runs from base 1 to 921 and encodes 306 amino acids. The transcript is spliced from 2 exons. Lineage: Eukaryota; Fungi; Ascomycota; Eurotiomycetes; Eurotiales; Aspergillaceae. The record is from RefSeq and is a predicted model, not a curated record.